Molecule: messenger RNA, 1416 nt
Organism: Spodoptera littoralis (African cotton leafworm)
Lineage: Eukaryota; Metazoa; Arthropoda; Insecta; Lepidoptera; Noctuidae
Source: the annotation of a GenBank genome assembly
AUGCUAUUUGGUAUUUGUAUGUUCCACGCAAUCAUUCAAGAGCGCAAGAAGUUCGGCCCGCUAGGGUGGAACAUUACUUACGAAUUUAAUAAUAGCGAUCGCGAGUGCGCCUUGAUGAACUUGCAAAUGUUUUGUGAGGAUGGAACCAUACCUUGGGAUGCUUUGGAAUAUAUAACAAGUCUUAUAACAUACGGAGGUCGAGUAACAGACAUGUGGGAUCAACGCUGUUUAACCACAAUUUUAAAAAUAUUCUUCUCGCCGCAAACUCUUGAAGAGGGAUAUGUGUACUCCGAAUCGGGCAAAUAUUAUUGUCCAAGAUCGUCGAAACUAGAAACGUACAGGGAUUACAUAGAGUCAUUACCGAACAUUGAGAAUCCGGAAGUAUUCGGUAUGCAUGAAAACGCGAAUAUAGCAUUUGAGAACAAGGAAUCUCACACUUUAAUACAAACAAUAGUAGAUGUACAGCCUCGUACCGCCGGUGGUGGUGGCGGGGACACACCUGAUCAAAUUGUCUGGCGAAUUAGUGAUCAAACGCGAUCCAGAAUAUCUAAAUCUAUAGACAAAUCCCUCAUCAACCCAGAUCUCAUGAUACCUGAUGAUAUGGGGCAACUACAUUCUCUCACGACUGUGCUGAUACAUGAAACAGAUAGGUUCAACACGUUGCUUAAUUUAAUACAUCGUUCACUAAAUGAACUUCAGAAAGCAAUCAAAGGUAUAGUGGUAAUGUCAGAAGAGUUUGAAGAAGUUUUCACUUCUUUUAUAAAUAAUAAAGUCCCCAACAUGUGGCAUAAAAAAGGUUAUAAUUCCUUGAAAACUCUUGGUAGUUGGAUACACGAUCUCAUUUUAAGAGUUGACUUCAUGCAGAAAUGGUUAAUAGAUGGCGCACAGCCGAGCAGUUGGGUAUCAGGGCUUUUCUUCCCACAAGGCUUGCUCACAGGGUCACUACAGUCAUACGCCAGGCGCUUCCGUGUGCCAAUUGACGCGCUCAUGUUUGACUUCUUUCCAUUGCCGAUUUACUUGUCACAAGACGAUAUUUACAAACAAAAUAAUAGGAAAAAGGGCGAGGAGGGUCCAAAUGCUUACGAGAAUUUGCAGCUGCCUGAGGAUGGUGUUAACAUACAUGGUUUGUUUAUUGACGCUGGUCGCUGGGACGUGAGGUUAAGUCGUUUGGUUGAUGCUUUUCCUGGUCAAAUGAACCCUCCGAUGCCAGUGGUGUGGUUCAAGCCAGUGCUUACACUUCCGAAACCUGACCCUCGAUAUGAAGCACCUCUGUACAAAACGUCAGAGCGAGCAGGUGUGUUGUCCACCACGGGACACAGCACUAACUUUGUUCUACCUGUACUGUUGCCUUCAAAUCACCCACAAAGCUACUGGAUUAUACGUGGCACAGCUCUACUUACGCAAAUCACUGACUGA